Messenger RNA from Triticum urartu, 2861 nucleotides. NCBI's taxonomy places the organism in Eukaryota, Viridiplantae, Streptophyta, Magnoliopsida, Poales, Poaceae. The record is from RefSeq and is a predicted model, not a curated record.
UCCCAUACACCCCGUUGAAGGCCAGCAAAUGCACGCCGUGCCCCACGCUUCAUCACACUUCACACCUCACACGCGUACGCUUGUCUACUUCGUCCCCCUCGCCGGCGACCCAGCCAUCCACUGAUGGCAGCGACGGCGGCCGCUAGGGGCACCGCUUCUCGCUCCCCUCUCCUCAUCCACCACCACCGACUCCCUCAGGUUCCAGCCGGUGGGGGAGGUUCGUUGAGGGUGGGCGCGCUCGGGGCCGGACGGGAUUGGAGACGACGGGUCCGGGUUUUCGCGCGCUAUUCCUCCCAGCCACAAGACUUCUCCAGUCGGCUCCAAGAUAGAGCUGGUGAAUUGCCGAAAUUAGUCGAGGAUCUUCUCCAGACGUCGAUUAGCACAGGGCCUCGAGGUGCCUUUAGGAUGGCACAAGGGAUCCAAGCUCUCCUUGGGGUUGGUGGGGAGUGGCUAAACGACUUCUCGAAGACAGCUAACACGUCAGAAGGAAUUCCAGCUCAGAUGCGGCUUGGUUUGCUUUCUCCUCUUUACCUCAGAAGGCUUUUUGAACGCAUGGGUGCAACUUAUAUCAAGCUAGGUCAGUUCAUAGCGUCUGCACCGACUUUCUUUCCUGCAGAAUAUGUUGAAGAAUUCCAGAAUUGUUUUGACCGAGCACCACCUGUUCCUUAUAGCGAGAUCGAGUCGAUAUUGCGUGAGGAGUUGCAGCGGCCAUUGGAUAGUGUCUAUGAGUACAUUGAUCCCGUGCCAAUAGCAUCUGCUUCAAUAGCACAGGUUCAUGGGGCUAGGUUGAAGAGCUCUCAGAAGGAUGUGGUGAUUAAAGUCCUGAAACCUGGAAUUGAAGAUACUUUGGUUGCCGAUCUGAAUUUUAUCUAUCUUGUUGCACGUGUUUUGGAGUUUCUAAGCCCUGAAUUAGAGAGGACAUCACUGGUAGCUAUCAUCAAGGACAUAAAGGAAUCAAUGCUUGAGGAAGUUGAUUUUAGAAAGGAGGCUGUAAAUAUGGAGGCUUUCCAGAGAUACAUCGAAGCAAUGGGAUUUGAUAGGCAGGCCAAAUCUCCAUUUGUGUAUCAGCACUGCAGCACAAAGCGUGUCUUAACUAUGGAAAGAUUGUAUGGCGUUCCACUCACCGAUCUUGAUUCUAUAAGGUCUCUUGUUCCUGAUCCUGAGUUGACUUUAGUCACUGCCCUCAAUGUCUGGUUUGGAAGCUUGAUCUCAUGUGAAUCCUUCCAUGCGGAUGUGCAUGCAGGAAACCUAUGGUUACUUCGUGAUGGGCGUGUUGGGUUUAUUGAUUUUGGAAUUGUUGGUCGAAUAUCCCCAAGGACUUGGGCUGCUAUGGAGAUUUUUUUGGCUUCUUUCGCAACUGAGGAUUACAAUGCUAUGGCAUCGGCCCUUUCCGAAAUGGGUGCUACAGGGAAUGAUAUAGAUGUUGACUCCUUUGCAAAGGACUUGCAAAAGAUAUUCUCGUCGCUACAGGAGUUGGAUACUGAAAUUAUAGUGGCAGCUGCAAGAAGUUCUGAUGCUACAGCUGUAUCUGCUAAUGUUGUUGUAGACGAGAGGCGGAUGAAUGCACUGUUUCUUGAUCUGUUCAAAAUGGGUUAAGAUCCUCUGUUUCAUACUCCAAACUGCUAAGUCCAAACCACAAGCUCAACAAGAUCGGGCGCAAUUUCAACUGGCACAAUGACAUUGACAGCACGUCGGGUGGGCUGGUCAACUAGCCCACGGUCUGUCGCUCGAAAUCGCUUGGCCGCCUUGGCCUUGCUGGUCUGGAGAAAUUUGGUCAGGCGCUGAGGAUGAGAUGGCCUUGGUUCCACUGGACCAAUCCCGAGCGGCCGUGGGUGCGCUCCACCUUGCCAUGUGAUGAUUCAGGCAUGGAUAUUUAUAGGCACCGACCACUAUCACAAUUGGAAAUGGCGCAAAGACUCUGUUCUCGCAUGACAACUGGAGAGGCAAAGGUCCGCUCAAGUCUUACGCCCCUGAGCUGUACAGAAGCGCCACUAGGAGGCAACGGUCAGUUAUGAAGGGGCUUCAGGAUGAUAACUGGAUUCGAGCCGUAGCACGCAUGCACAGCCUGUCCCAGCUAUACGAGUUUGUCAACCUUUGGACUUUGUUGGCUCACAUGAACCUUGACCCUGAUCGGUAUGACAUCAUCUCCUGGAAAUGGACUUCCAGCGGCGUCUAACUCUCCGGCCUCCGCCUAUGCUGUUCAAUUCCACGGACCUCACCCCAAGUUCCUUUCCACGAAGAUCUGGUUGGCGUGUGCUGAGCCAAUAUGCAAGUCCUUCUCCUGUCUCGUUCUUCACGGUAGAAUCUCAUUGCCAACAUGCUUGCCAUCCGUGGGUGGCUGCACAACCAGAUCUGCAAGCUAUCUCUGCGUGCCCCUGAGACUGCCGUGCAUCUCUGCAAAGACUGCUCCCUUUCCCAGGCUGUCUGAAGCAACAUUCAAGCUUGGACUGGUGAGAUCAUCCAGGCUACUACCGUGCAGGGCACAACUCAGGGGGGUCUUAGAUUGGUGGAGAUCAUGAUUGAAGCUGCACCGAAAGAGUUUAAGAGGCGCAGGAGUGGGAGACCUCUCUACACGAUUUGGAACAUCUGGAAGGAAAGAAUCGUCACACUUUUAAUAGGAUCCGCCUAACCCUCCUGGAGGUCACCACGCUGGCCUUCAAGGGCAUAAAGCAGCGUCACAUGGCAUUUGGCCACGCAAGGACAAGUGAGGGUAUCGGUUAGACUCGGGUUUUUUCCUCAUGUUUUUGGAGUUCUGAUGAGUCCCUUCACAAUCUCAUCACAUUUCUGUACAAAAAUCUUCUAUUCGUCUAAUAUGAAAAGGCAGCGCUCCUGGCGGUUUCUUGAAAAAAAACUGCGAAGGU